Rhineura floridana is the source of this 1492-nucleotide messenger RNA. Its product is annotated as cytochrome P450 2J5-like. Gene Ontology annotation, cellular component: intracellular membrane-bounded organelle; cytoplasm. The transcript has 10 exons. Gene Ontology annotation, biological process: xenobiotic metabolic process; arachidonate metabolic process. The coding region runs from base 68 to 1399 and encodes 443 amino acids. NCBI's taxonomy places the organism in Eukaryota, Metazoa, Chordata, Lepidosauria, Squamata, Rhineuridae. The record is from RefSeq and is a predicted model, not a curated record. Gene Ontology annotation, molecular function: iron ion binding; oxidoreductase activity, acting on paired donors, with incorporation or reduction of molecular oxygen, reduced flavin or flavoprotein as one donor, and incorporation of one atom of oxygen; heme binding.
AGUAAGUCACAGAACAAAGUUGCAUUAAUCAAACGCAUCUCUGGGUAGAGAGUACAGCCUGGUAGAGAUGGGCAUAUCCGGAGUGCUGGUUGCUGCGCUCAUCUCUUUUCUGACUGUGCAGUUUGUAACGCUCCUUUGGAAGCACCGGCCUCUGCCACCUGGGCCUCUUCCACUUCCCAUCAUUGGAAGCCUGUGGAGGGUUGGCUGGAAGAUUCGUCAAGAUACACUGAUGAAGCUUGCAAGCAGUUAUGGAAAUGUUUUCACGUUGUGGAUAGGGCAUACACCAGUGGUUGUAUUGGCUGGGUUUGAAGCCGUGUAUGAUGGGCUAACUGGCAACCCUGACGCAUUGUCUGGAAAACCAAUGUUCCCUUCUAUAAAAGUUCUGGGAAAAGAAAAGGGUAUCCUGUUUUCCAAUUGCAAAACCUGGAAGGAGCAGAGACAUUUUGGACAAGCUGCCCUGAAGAAGUUGGGGCAAAUGCAGAAAGGUCUUGUGCAACAGAUAGAAAAGGAGGCCUGUCAACUUGUGGAGAUCUUUGCACAGGAAAAGGGACAGCCACUAGAUCCAUCAUUGCCCAUCAUGCUUUCAGUCUCCAGAGUGAUUUCUUCUAUUGCCUUUGGACAUCCUGUUCCCACUGAUGAUAAAGCCUUAAGGGAGCUGACUGAACACUUCAGUACUGUUACAAAAUUUAGGGGCAGUGUUGGAGAGAUGAUAUAUAAUGUCUUCCCAUCACUUAUGCAAUAUCUCCCUGGGUCUCACAAGAAGGUUCUAUCCUCCUGUGAAUUCAUACGUUCCUUUAUCAAGAAGGAGAUAGAAAACCGUAAGAAGGAUGGGGCAACCCAUGAGCCACAGGACUACCUUGGCUUCUAUUUGGCCCAGAUGGACAAAGAGAAAAUCGACUCCACAACGACAUUUGAGGAAGAAAACCUUGUUCAAGUAAUCUUUGACCUCUUUGUUGCCGGCACAGACACUUUAACUGCCACCCUAUCCUGGGCUCUGCAUUUUAUGGUGGCUCAUCCUGAUAUUCAAGAGAAAGUCAAGAAGGAGCUGGGAAGUGCUCUCAGUUCCUCCAAAUCAAUCUGCUACGAGGACAGAAAAAAGUUGCCCUAUACACGUGCCGUGAUUAACGAGAUCCAGCGCUUCAGCAACAUCAUACUAUUUGGGGGCCCCAGAGUGUGUGUAGAUGCAUUGAUCGUGCUUGGCCGCUUCAUUGAAAAGAAUUUCUUCAGUCAUCCAUUGUCAUCCCACCUGAAAAUAGAGAAUACUCUGGUGAUCCCAGAUCUGUGCUCUGUUAAUCUUGAUCCCAAGCAUUGGGAGACCCCUCACCAGUUCAACCCUAACCACUUCCUGGAUAAGGAUGGAAAAUUUAUGGUAACCGUGCAUGCUUGGGGGAAUUCUUAGCACGGAUGGAGCUCUUUAUUUUUUUUACCUGCCUCAUGAGAGCAUUUACCUUCCGGCUGCCAGAGGGAGUGAAAGAAGCUAAUACAAGUCCUG